CCCUCCAGAAACACACAGCUCUCAGCCCUACCGAAACACACAGCUCUCAGCCCUCCAGAAACACACAGCUCUCAGCCCUACAGGAAUCUUUGUCUGUCCUCUCGCCUGUCCCCACAAGUCAGAAUCACCUAUCAGAUCUGGCUAACUAGAGAGCAGAGGUCAGAGAGCUCAAGAGGGCUCUUUUUCGCGGUGUGUGUCUGUGAGGGCGCCCCCCACGAAGGAACCCUAACCAGGGGAGUGCCAUGCGGCCCAAGACGUUCCCAGCCAGCCCGUAUGUGGGCAACACACGCCAGCGCCUCCAGGAGAUCAAGGAGGGGCUGAAACAGCCGGCCAAGCUGGUGAGCCAGGCGCUGCUGGGGGGCAGUGCCCGCGGCGAAGGUGGGCGAGGGGCCGAGGGCAAGGGCAAAGACCCCGGCAGCCGCCAGCAGCAGCUCAGACCCCCCCAGAAGUUCAACAACUACCAAAACGCGCUGCGCGAAAUCCGCAAGUCCCUCAUGCCCUUCGCCAACGAGUCGGGACCGUCCUCUGGCUCUGCCCACCCAGUCGGCGACGUCAACAGACAGAUGCUGCAGGAGCUGGUCAACGCUGGCUGUGACCAGGAGAUGGCGGUGCGAGCCCUGAAGCAGACAGGAAGUAGAAACAUUGAGGCAGCGCUGGAGUACAUUAGCAAGAUGGGCUACCUGGACCCCCGCAACGAGCUCAUCGUCCGCAUAAUCAAACAGACCUCGCCAGGAAAAGGGGGAAUGCCAAACUCAAUGGACCACCGGCCUUCGUUGGAGGGGACAAGUGAGGGUGCCAUGCCUGCAUACCAUCAGAUGGGGGCACCAAUGUACGAAGGUUCCCAGUACGGACCUGAGGGGGAGAUGCCUCGACCAUACAUGGGCGCUCCCCCUGUCAUGAACUACAUGAUGCCCCCCACAGGGGCAGCGCAGGGUGCUGCCAUGGGCAACCCUCUGGGCCGGCCCCCCAGCAUGGGGCCCUACCCCCCUGCAAUGUCGACCCAGAACAACCCCGGCAACCCCAUGUACACCCCAGGGCCGCAGCAGAAGGCCUACCCUGGCAGCAUGGAGCAGCAUGGGCCCAUGCUGAGCUACAGCGUCCCUGGACAGCCCCUGCAGCUCCAGCCCCAGCCACCAGGGGGCCCCGGCCCUCACUACGACUACAGUCAUGCCCGGCCGCACAUGAUGGAGCCUUCAGGGUACGGGGUCCAGAGGAGUGCCUCCUUUCAGAACAAGAUGGCCCCCAUGGCGCCGGACAACUACAUCAGCAUGCAAGGCAAAGGGGGGCUGGGGCAGAACGGGGGGGUUUACCCUCCUAAUCUGUACCUCCCGCCCCACUCUCACCCCCGCCAGUCCAGCCCCACCUCCCACCAGGUCCACAUGAUGUCUCGCUCCCCCGGGGGGGCCACUGCCAUGGGCCCUGACUUCUCCGACAUCCCCCAGGGCCUGUUGACGCCCUCCAGGGCCAGCCUCAACCUGGACCUGUACGAGCACCACUGGGUCGGGCCCCAGGGUCCAGACGGGGCCCCUCCAUCCAGGCAGCCCCAGCCUCAGGGGCCCUUCCGGGGGGAGGUGCGUGUGCCCAGCAGGACCAACUCAUUCAACAACCGCUCCACCCCCAACAACGUCCGGCCCACCAUGGCCACACCUGCAACCAACAAGCAAGAGUCCACCCUUGGCCCUCCCAACACCAUCACUGCUGUGACGUCACCCCCUAUCCAGCAGCCGGUGAAGAGCAUCCGGGUAAUGAGGCCUGAGCCCAAGACAGCAGUAGGGCCAUGUCACCCUGGCUGGCUGGCUGCCCAGGAAGCAGCCGAUCCCCACUCCUACAUACCCGAGGAGACCUACACCUUGGAGCCAGCCCAGGAGCCCCGCUGCCCGCCGCCACCCUAUCCCAAAACCCUGCUGCUGCCUGGGGCUGCUGGUGAGUCUGGGGCGCUGGAGGGGGCUGGAGCCAUGGGCGGGGUGCCUGACCUCAGCGGCCCCACCCGGUCUGCGCACGGCAGCGGAGGAAGCGGAAAGGGAGAGGAGGGCAACGUGAAGGAGAAGACCAAGAAAGGAGAGAAGGCAGUGAAGGACAAGAAGCAGAUCCAGACAUCGCCGGUGCCGGUGAGGAAGAACGGCCGUGACGAGGAGAAGAGGGAGUCGCGCAUCAAGAGCUACUCGCCCUUUGCCUUCAAGUUCUACAUGGAGCAGCACGUUGAGAACGUGAUGAAGACCUACCAGCAGAAACUGAACCGCAGGCUCCAGCUGGAGCAGGAGAUGUCCAAGGCUGGCCUAUCAGAAGCGGAGCAGAAGCAGAUGAGGAAAAUGCUCAACCAGAAGGAGUCAAACUACAACCGCCUGCGGCGUGCCAAGAUGGACAAGUCCAUGUUCGUCAAGAUCAAGACGCUGGGCAUCGGCGCCUUUGGCGAGGUGUGCCUGACGCGCAAGGUGGACACGGGCGCCCUGUACGCCAUGAAAACGCUCCGCAAGAAGGACGUGCUCAACCGCAACCAGGUGGCCCACGUCAAGGCUGAGCGCGACAUCCUGGCUGAGGCCGAUAACGAGUGGGUGGUGCGUCUCUACUACUCCUUCCAGGACAGGGACAGUCUGUACUUUGUCAUGGACUACAUCCCCGGAGGUGACAUGAUGAGCCUGCUCAUCCGCAUGGGGGUGUUCCCCGAGCCGCUGGCACGCUUCUAUGUGGCGGAGCUGACGCUGGCCAUCGAAAGUGUUCACAAGAUGGGCUUCAUCCACCGCGACAUCAAGCCCGACAACAUCCUCAUCGACCUGGACGGACACAUCAAGCUGACGGACUUCGGCCUCUGCACGGGCUUCCGCUGGACACACAACUCCAAGUACUACCAGAAAGGGAGCCACGUCAGGCAGGACAGCAUGGAGCCCAGUGACUUCUGGGACGAUGUGUCCAACUGUCGCUGUGGCGACCGCCUGAUGACCCUGGAGCAGCGCGCCAGCCGCCAGCACCAGCGCUGCCUGGCCCACUCCCUGGUGGGAACGCCCAACUACAUCGCCCCAGAGGUGCUGCUACGCAAAGGCUACACCCAGCUGUGUGACUGGUGGAGUGUGGGAGUGAUCCUGUUUGAGAUGCUUGUGGGACAGCCGCCCUUCCUGGCCCCCACCCCCACUGAGACGCAGAUCAAGGUGAUCAACUGGGAGAGCACGCUGCAGGUGCCCCCCCAGGUGAAGCUCAGCCCGGAGGCCGUGGACAUCAUCGGCCGUCUCUGCUGCUCUGCCGAGGAGCGUCUUGGCAGGAACGGCGCUGGAGAAAUCAAGGCCCACUCAUUCUUCCACCAGAUGGACUUCUCCAGCAACCCGCGCACCCAGCCAGCCCCUUACCGACCCAAGAUUGCCCACCCCAUGGACACGUCAAACUUCGACCCUGUGGAGGAGGAGGGGGGACCCGGGGCGUGGAGUGACAGCGGGGACAGCGCUCGUGCCUGGGAGACGUUGUGCUCCCCUCACGGGAAACACCCGGAACACGCCUUCUACGAGUUCACCUUCCGUAGGUUUUUUGACGACAAUGGUUGCCCCUUCCGCUACCCUAAGCCCCCCGAGAACACCCACGACCCGUCCAGCAGCAGGGCCGGCAGCCUGGGCCCUGAGGAAGAAGAUGAGGAGGAUGAGGAGGAGGAGGAUGAGGAGGAGGAAGAACAGGCAGAGGGCUGUGAGCCUGUGUAUGUGUAGGACAUACUGGUUGGCCUCUCCUCCAAUCAACAACCCACAACUGGCCGUUUGUCAAUGCUCUACUCAGAAGCGUGCGUGUGUGUGUGUGUUUUUGUGAGAUUGAGAGUGAAAUUGAGAACAGGAUGACCUGACAACUGUUUAACAACUCAGCCACUACUGUGUGGAAUCUCCAGCGUUAGGAGACAGAGCGAAGCAGGACUCCCCCUGACCAGGACCAAGAACCUCCAUACUGUGUAUGACUGAGCAAGGUGUGGGACAUACUACCUUGACCAGAGAACAGAUACCUGAACAGAAGGUCAAAGGUGUUCCGCGGUCAGAACAUCAAGAUUAAGAGUUUGAACCUGGGACCAUGACUCAUUGUAGUCUUCAUGGUCCUAGUGCUCUGUGAUUCCCAUUCCUUUCACUGCGGGUCUUAUCGAGAUCCCUGGAACUCCAGACUGGCCUGUGGGUAGGAAGCUUACGCAAACACUUCCUACUUCCUGUUUCAACACUCCCUCCUCUAUUGGUGACUGGUGAUCCGGAACCAGUAUCUUUCCUUUGAGGUUAGAGAUGGACUGAACUGACUGGUAGUACAGCAAACUGGGGAACUAUUCAAAUAUUACAAAUGUCUCACAGUAGAGCCAAAAUAAUCUACCAAACAUUCUCACGCACACACAUAAAAACAAUCUAUACAGGACUCUCUGUGAAUGUUGCAUUAGGUGUUUGAAAUAAUGCUCCAGUGUUUCCAAAGAUUGUUGUUGUCAAAUCAGACAAUCUCAGCAUAGUCAUAUGUUGUUUUGACCCUGCAGCCCCACAGUCAACCGGAGUCCCUCUAGUGGUAACGCAAGCACUGUGACCUCUUGUGCUGUAAACUACCAAUGAAAAUUGAGAUUCAGAAUGAGUGUUAAUAUUUAGCUGAAGACACAAUCUCUAUAUGUAAAGUAUGGAGUUUUGAUCAGUCUGACUGUUUGGGUUGAUGAGUCAAUCAAUGCAAAUUAUUCUCCAGCUGAUUGUGUUCAGUUCCAAGGAUAUGUGGGACUGAAAGUGUGGGCCGUGUUUUUUUCUGUGGGCAGGAGCCAUUCUUCCCCUCGGUUGUUGACUGUCCUUCUUCAUACUUACACUAAUCACAUUUUAUCCACCUUAACAUUUCAAAGCUCCACCCACACACGCGCGCGCACGCACAAACACAUGCGUGCAGACACACACAGGCACACACUCUUUCAGUAUUACAGACGUGCAAGUGGCACUGCUGUCCCGCCCAUGGUGAUCUGAGCGCUGAGUUUUCUAGUUUGGAGACAGAUGCCUGAAUAAUGAAUAACUGAAUUAAAAGUUAAAAACAUGUGAUAGCGUUACCAUGUGCAAUACAGAAAACACAAUAUAGUUUUCUAAACACUUAAUAUCCUUUUGAACUUUUAAUACUGAAAUACGCUAUGUACAAAUAUAUUGGUUUAUAUUAUAUCUGUGUAGUUACAUGACCCCCCAUGCUGCUUAUUUUUGUGAUUAAUAUUAUUUACAUUAUUAUCAUUUCAGUUAUACAAGUGUUUUUGGUGUGUGCAGAACAAGUGUGGGUUUGACUGUGUGUGUGGUUUGGAAAGUGAGGAACUAUGUGCCUUCUAGUAGAAUGUUGGUGCGUGUUCACCUCAUGGCACUCAGUGUUGAGGCUGAGUACCGACAGUAGUGAUGGCUACCCCCCCCUCUCUUUCUCUCUCUCUUUCUCUGCAUCCAGGCUGGCCCUGUAUGUAAGAAGGGGGGGUGGGAGGUGGGGG
Messenger RNA from Hypomesus transpacificus, 5431 nucleotides. It is a transcript of the gene lats2, whose product is annotated as large tumor suppressor kinase 2. The record is from RefSeq and is a predicted model, not a curated record. Lineage: Eukaryota; Metazoa; Chordata; Actinopteri; Osmeriformes; Osmeridae. Gene Ontology annotation, biological process: positive regulation of apoptotic process; peptidyl-serine phosphorylation; hippo signaling. Gene Ontology annotation, molecular function: protein serine/threonine kinase activity; protein binding; ATP binding. The transcript has 7 exons. Gene Ontology annotation, cellular component: nucleus; spindle pole. The coding region runs from base 243 to 3686 and encodes 1147 amino acids.